Messenger RNA from Vicia faba (fava bean), 705 nucleotides. NCBI's taxonomy places the organism in Eukaryota, Viridiplantae, Streptophyta, Magnoliopsida, Fabales, Fabaceae. The record is from the annotation of a GenBank genome assembly.
AUGUCCCGUAAUCCUGUGCCCACUCUCUUAGGUGACAUUCUGCACUCUCUUUAUGCCCGUACUGCUCGGAAACGGGGAACCCUUAUGUGUUGUGCACCAUUGCUGGCGAGGUGGUUUAUUUCUCACCUCCCCAAAUCAGUUUUGAAGAACAAGGAAGACAUGGGUUGGGCCUACAGAAUUAUGUCUCUCGCUCACACUGACAUUAUCUGGAGCACUAAAGACAUGGAAGACAUAGCUAUUAUUGAUCGCUGUGGGGAAUACCCCAAUGUUUCUUUUCUUGGAAUUAGGGGAGGAAUAACUUAUAAUCCAUGUAUGGCCUUACGACAGUUUGGGAGAGCUAGAAAGGACGGUCCUCAUGAGUUACUGAUUCCAAGUAUUGUCUUUGACUACCAAGGGGAUAGUGAGGAGCAUCGCUGCAGAUUCAUACGAGCUUGGAAUAGGGUACACAGGUCUGAUCCGCAUGAGCUAGGAGCGAAGACUUCUCUUCCAAUGGAACCAUAUCUCCAAUGGGUUCGAACCCGUGCCCAAAAGCUGGGAAUGUCGUACGAAGCUGUCUUACCGGUAAUCAUUGAGAGUGCUGAUGAAGAAGGGGUUCCUCAUAUUGUCCUACAUCCGUACAUGUCAACUGACAUUGGGGCAUUAAAGAGGUCGUGGAUCCAGUUGAGAGAAGAGCGGGAUACUUACAGAGAAAAGUAUCACGAAUAG